Messenger RNA from Pelmatolapia mariae (spotted tilapia), 930 nucleotides. Its product is annotated as zinc finger BED domain-containing protein 4-like. Gene Ontology annotation, molecular function: protein dimerization activity. NCBI's taxonomy places the organism in Eukaryota, Metazoa, Chordata, Actinopteri, Cichliformes, Cichlidae. The transcript is spliced from 2 exons. The record is from RefSeq and is a predicted model, not a curated record. The coding region runs from base 1 to 930 and encodes 309 amino acids.
AUGCAUCACAAAUGCCGCAAAAUUGUUGGCCAUUUUAAGCACAGCCCAGCAAACACAGCAGAGCUGAACGCAGAGCAGGUGUCACUGGGGCGCAAGCAGGAGCCGUUGGCCCAGGACGUGCCUACGCGCUGGAACUCCACGCUGGAGAUGGUGAAGCGCUUGAUCCGCAACCAAACUGCAGUAACCGCGACUCUGGAUAAACAAAAGCAUAAACUUGUCCUCCUGACGCCUCCAGAGUGGGACAAACUCCAGAGACUGGAGACACUUCUAGAGCCCUGCAGAUAUGUGACUGAACUGCUGGGAGGAGAGGCCUACGUCUCCUGCUCUGUAGUUCUACCAGCCUUCUGCCACCUGCGCCGUGUCAUGGAAGUAACUGAUGAGGACCCUGCAUAUGUGGUGAGGUUUAAAGAGAAGUUUAAGGAAGACCUUGCUUCCCGCCAGGAACAUACCAACUAUGCAUGGCUCCAGAUCGCAACUGCACUGGACCCACGUUUUAAAGACCUACGCAGUGUGCCCAAGACCGACAGAGAAGCAGUGUGGACCACACUGGCAGGCAUGCUGCAUGAAGACUCUCCUAGAAGAUCACACACUGCAGAAGAAGGUCCAGCCAAGAAGAGGCUGAGCCUGCUGCAGAUGGACUCUGACUCUGAGUCAGAGGAGGUACAGCAGGACAGAGCCAUACAGCGCUACAGAGCAGAGCCCUGCACUGCCUUAGAGGACUGUCCCUUACAGUGGUGGGCAGCUCAUGCAGGAGCCCACAGCCAGCUGGCCCGCCUUGCUCGCAGAUACCUGGCCACUCCUGCCUCCACAGUGCCCUGUGAGAGGCUGUUCUCUGUAGCAGGGCACAUUGUGAACAAGAAGAGGUCUGCUCUGCACUCAGAGAACGUGGACAAGUUGGUUUGUCUCAGCAACUGGCUGAAGGAUGAGUAG